Messenger RNA from Phasianus colchicus (ring-necked pheasant), 7529 nucleotides. It is a transcript of the gene RAB30, whose product is annotated as RAB30, member RAS oncogene family. The record is from RefSeq and is a predicted model, not a curated record. Lineage: Eukaryota; Metazoa; Chordata; Aves; Galliformes; Phasianidae. Gene Ontology annotation, molecular function: GTPase activity; GTP binding. Gene Ontology annotation, biological process: Rab protein signal transduction.
GGGCGCGGGGCUGCGCCGCGCUGCGCUCCCGCUCCGUGCCCUGCGCCGUUUGGGGCUGCCCCAGUGCUGGACCGGCACACCACGCCCCACCCCCUUCCAGCCCGAGGUUUCCGAACGCAUCCCGGGAGCGGCAGGCAGCCGCACGCCGGGGUUCAGCUCCCUGCUGGGGGUGAACGGGGCUGCCCUGUGCCCGACCCCGGGGGGGGGCGGCAGCGCGGCGGGGGCUGCCCGGUGCCAACCCCCGGGGGGGUGGACACAGCCGUCCGGCCCCGCUGUGCUCGGCUCCCGCCUCGUUUUACGGUCGUGGAGAGGGAGGAAAAAUCCCAAACCAGCUGCGUAAAUGAGUAUGGAAGAUUAUGAUUUCCUCUUCAAAAUUGUUUUAAUUGGCAACGCUGGCGUGGGGAAGACCUGCUUGGUGCGGCGCUUCACCCAGGGGCUUUUCCCACCAGGCCAAGGAGCCACGAUUGGGGUUGACUUUAUGAUUAAAACUGUGGAGAUAAAUGGUGAAAAAGUAAAGCUGCAGAUCUGGGACACGGCAGGACAAGAGCGAUUCCGCUCCAUAACGCAGAGCUACUACCGCAGCGCCAACGCCUUGAUACUCACCUACGACAUCACCUGCGAGGAGUCCUUCCGCUGCCUCCCCGAGUGGCUGCGGGAAAUCGAGCAGUACGCCAGCAACAAGGUCAUCACUGUGCUAGUGGGUAAUAAGAUUGAUUUAGCUGAUAAGAGGGAAGUCUCCCAGCAGAGAGCAGCGGAAUUCUCCGAGGCACAGGACAUGUACUAUCUGGAAACCUCAGCAAAAGAAUCGGAUAAUGUGGAAAAACUCUUCCUGGACUUAGCCUGCCGGCUGAUCAGAGAGGCACGGCAGAACACCCUGGUGAACAAUGUCUCAUCCCCCUUACCAGGAGAGGGGAAAAGUAUCAGCUAUUUGACUUGCUGUAAUUUUAAUUAAAGAGCUGGCAUGUGAUUCCCCAUCCGCCAUGGGCCCUGAAGAUUUUUCACUGGGAUUUGUCUCCUCAGAGGGAAUUCCGCCUUGACCCAUCUGACUUCCUCGCAGUCAGGUCGCAGACCUAGAAGCAUGGCAGGCUGACAGCUCCAGCUGCAUGGCAACGUAGCAGAAUAUAACGUGGUUCACAUUUAAUUUUUCUUGCAGUCUCUGGAGUGGGUUAGGAGAAAGGAGAGUUGCACAAGAGCUUCAUGUGAUGCAGAAAAUGAGCUAUCGCGUUUCCUUCUGGGGGAGAUAAGAGCAACCUCUCUUGGGGAAGAUUUGGAAGAGGUCAAAAUCUCUCUUACAGAACAAUGUGUUCGUUCCUUUUUAAAAGAAGAAAAAAACCAACCAUGAGCACUGACCCAGGACUACGCUGGCAAUCAUCCAGGCUGCCAGCUGAGUGAAUUCUUGGGACGUGUAUAUAGCGUCUUUGUGGAGGAAGGUGUUUGAAAUAGUGUUAUGUCUCUCAUCUACAGGCACUUUCAUGAACAUGGAAUAAUAAUAAUAAAAAAAAAAGUUAUAUAUCUCAACAUUUCCAAACAACAGUUUGAGAAGGCAUGGAUACAGCUCAGUUGCUCCCUUUGGUGCUAGCAGUUCAGCAGAUAUUCCAUAGACCAAAUGUAGUUUUACUACAUUGCUGUCCUCUGAAUGUGUAACCUAGACUGAUUAAGAAAAGAACACUAAUAAGCACUGUUCAUUAAAAUCUCAUUACCUCUUUUUCUAGGCCUGAACAUAGCGAGAAACGACUGUGCUUCUUUGAUACCCACUGCAGUAUGAAAAGACUUCCUGGAAAUAUAAUAAACAUGUAACUAAGAAAACGUCCCUCCUCUAAUCAGUUAUGUUCAAAAGUGAAAAAUGCCUUGGGAGAUGUUACUGGUGGAACAGAAGAAGUGCACCAGACAUGACCAAAAUGUUUUGCGCGUGCUGAUUGUGCAGAAGGGUUCAAAGAGAGCACAGUUCAUGUGGCAGCCUGCAAUAUGUCUGGGUUAAAAAUAAAGCUUGUAGAUAAAGUUCCUGCUGGAAAGGCAGGUGUAUGAUUUUGUAGAGAAUUUUUUUUUUUAAUGCUAAAUGGAAAUAGCAGCAGGUUACAAGUGGCAUCGUUCUGUGUCUGACCCAUCUGGCGAUCACCUUAUGGAACUGUUCUCUGAGAAGCUCUGGAAGGUAUCUUCUUGACCUCUCCUCUCUGCUAGAGUAGCUUUCACAUUCAGGGCUGUAGAGUCAUUUAAUUUACUUGAUGUUUAGUGCUCUUUAUCUCAGACUCCAGCAUAUGUGUAACUAUUUAGGCAGUUUCUAUCUACAAAGCCCCUGAAGUGGAAGCAUUGUGGAAUCUGUAUUACACCUCGAGUGCCAUAUGCGAAUGAUGCAAAUUUACACACUGACCUUGAAGCAACAUUGGAAUAUAAUGAAUGUGCACAUGGAAGAUGAUUUUUAGAAGUUUGAGUUCAGUUUAGCUGAUCCAGGUAUUAUCUCUCCGGACAAUUACAUGGCUGUGAUAUGCUGUAAUUUAAAGUUAAUCACCUUAAUAUCAUUUGGCAUUUACUGAAGACUAUAACAGAGCUUUUGUACUGACGUAAAAGCUGCCAGUAAGUUCCUCUUGAAAAUAAUAAUAAAAAAAAGAGAAGUAGCAUUUAAAAAUGCUUUUUUACAUUUUCCUGAAAAGAUUUCUUUGGGUUGUAUCAUGGUGUGCCUUUGAUCAGUAAUGGUGAUACAUGUAUUUGAGAGAGAGGGGAUAGUUGCAUCAUAUGGCCAUUUAAAAUAUUUUCUUGCUAAUUUUACAUCACUUUCUUCUUUUGUGAUUAGUGCUAAAAAUGAAGAAGUAGAAAUUGUGGUACAAAUUUUGCUUGUUAUUGAGGUAAGACUUUGCAAAGUGCUGCUGCAGUCAUUAGAUGUUGGGGAAGUAUGACUGAUGCACUGGCCUGCACCAGUCCUUUUUGGUCUCUGCUCAUGAUGUCAUCCAGAGGAUUUAGAAAGGUGUGGGACUUCAUGGCUUCUGCUCUUCUGAGUUGUGUGGUACAGCUUACAAGAGCACUGUCUUUCUUAAGCAUUCCCCAGAUUGCCAAACACAGCCUGAUUUGAGCUUGUUCAGACCACCCAACACCAAAACAGCUGCUUCUGUUUAUAGCAAGACUCAGGGUGUUACAGGUAAGGUAACACUCGAGUUAAAAAUCAAUAUUACAUUUAAUUUCUAAAAGCUUUUACUCUCCAGAUGCUGGGCUUGAUAGCAUAUAAUUGAGAAGAAGGGCAGGGCUCUUUGGUCAAGUGAAUUGAGGAGGAAGGAGUCUACCUGCUGAAAUAUUGGUUGGUUCCUCAGCCUGGCUCCCAAAACCAUCAAAGCUGGGCAGGUAAAUCUUGUUGAAUAUCAGUAUCAGUGCAUUUUCAAAUGCUCCUUGCAUCAUUUCUGGAAGUUGUACUCUAACACAUCAUCAUGACUGAAUGAAUCAAACAGCAGAAGUUGCUAACGUUAUUUUCUUGAGAAUUCUCUUGGAGGUUUCCAGAAGGCAGAGUCUCUUUUCCAGUCCUUUCCUAACUUGUAGGUGGCUAUUUUGGAGGCUAGCUACCUAACUCCAAGCAUUGGUUCUUAUUGCUGGCAAAUCUUUGUGCAAGACCUCCAGCUCCAGACAGCAAUGUGCACUUCCAGAGAUGUGUAGUUUUUGUGGUAGGGCCAAUGUUGCAUCUGACUUCUCCAGGGACAAAUCUGAAGUGAUUCCUUUCAAAGUUAAUUCUAUGUAGACUGUUAAGAAAUUGAAAGGAAGCAAGGGUGGUAUGUUUGAUUUUACAAGGUAAUAAGCCAAAGCUGUAGCUUGAAACAUGUUUUUUUUUUGUUUUUUUUUUCUGCAGUUAACAACACAGUACUGGUUCAAGAGGCGAUGUUUUAUUGCAGCAGCUCCUCUGCAGGAGUAAUUUUUCUCUACCUUCUAAUAUCCCUCUGGGACAUAAAACCCAUCUUUCCACCUAGCACUGAGGACUUACCUUCAAAUCUGGUCCUCCGCUGAAGGCUCUGCAAUCAGAAGAGGAGCUUUUUCAACAGAUAAUAACAACAUAUGUUGUAGCAGAUUGAUCAGAGAGUUGAAAAAUUAAAGGAGAUCUAAGAAUACAAAUCCCAGUUAUCUGACAAUCAUCUCUCCAACUCUGACCAGCACCUAGCUGGAUGACUGGGUUUUUGAGAGAGCUGACAGUAAGAGCUUUGUGAUGCUCCAUGGGUUGAGUGUCCAAAACCCAUACAGAAUCAGUGUGAUGGGCCAAAUUUGACUGGACAUGUUCUCCACUAUCAAGAGAGCAUGGCAUUGCUUUUGGCAUAGCUACUAGGUUUUUGAUGCUUUUUCAGAAUGAUACUCUCACACUCAUGGUGUAAUCUUCUUAGUUCUGGGUGAAAAAUGGGUAUUUAUAGUAGUCCCCUAAUUAAACCUUUUCUUUAAAUGUUUUAGCACAUUGAAUAGCUCCAAUCAGAAGCCAAUGUUGAAUGGCCAAUAGGUUUUUGUUUGCUCUUUAGCAAACCUGUUUGGAGAGGUUUCUAAAAGCAUCUCCUGAAAACUAGAUGGUCUAAGCUCUGUUAUCCCGUUCAGCUGUUGAUUCCAUCAGGAUGAUGUUGGGUAAACCACUGAGUGUUCUGUGCUUCUGCUCACUCUUUGUGAGGUAUACUUCCAUCAUUAUUUUUCCUUAGGCAUUUACUGUAAUGUGCUGGGAGAAGCCAUGAUUCCCCUCUGUUCUUACUCAAGUUCCCCACGAGAGAGCGAGUGCUGGGAAAAAAACAACCAAUGUCUUAUCUGCCCUUCAGGAAAAAGUGUUUUGGUGGAAAAAAUGGAAUUAUUGGGUCUCUCUUCCUACCUCACAUCUCACUUUGAUGCACAGGUAAGUCGCUUGAGCUGCAGUGGGAUACGUGUUUGUGCUGAAUGCUAAAUGGCUUUGUGAUCAUUACUUAAUGAAAACCACAUGUAAUGAGACAAGACGCUUUGUUCUUUGCUGUAGAAUGCGUGAAACAGCCCUGACAAUCUGCAAGCCUGCUGGUGCUGUUUGUCUUUUUGAAAUAGCUGUAUCAGUAACAGUGGGCUCCUGCUAGUCUACAUUUAGUGGCUAAUGGCUAUUGAAUUCCUUCGGCAUCGGUAAUAAUAGCUGCAGGCAGAGGUUGACACAGCAGACAGUGAUUUGAAAAGAGGGAAAGUCGAAAUUAGUGAUGCAGAAGCAUUGUGGGUGUACACAAGUGGGACGACAUGCUUUCCCCAGCUUUUGCUGGCAAGGGCUGCAAUUAGUUAUAGUCAAAUCCACUGAGUUUUGCGUUGUUCCUCAUCCCAAAGGACUCCUGUUUGUUCAGCUGCUUUUCCACUUGUCCUGUCUUUCCAGCAUGAAGAACUGUCUGUAAGUCAUGCUAAGACGUUGAGCUGAUGUAAUUUUUGUAGUUGGAGAUUGAAUUCACUUGGGAAACAGGUGAAAUUCUCUAGCUGUUAAAAUAGGCUGAGCAAACACAUGGGAUGCACAGUCUUUUGGAGAUGCCAUCGUGGCCCGGCAGGACAGGAGAUGCUGACAUAGAGAAAACCUCUCCUGGAUGUGGGGCAUGCUGGGAAAGAGCUGUGUAGAGCUCAAAAUGCAAGGUGAAGAGAUGGUCCUCCUCUUGAGAUUUCCUCAGUCCAGUCCUCUUUAAAAAUGCAGUUGUGACUUAGAUUUUGAUUGCUCUGGAUUUUAAUAAGGGAUGCUUUGAAUUUGAGUCUUACCUGAGAUUCUUCUGCCUUGUUGCUUCCAGUAUCCAAGAACCCAAUACUCUUGUACCCCGUGCUCCCCCCAGUGUCUAUCAACUGGAAGACCUUUUUGAGUUUAAGAGUAAAAGAUAGUUUGUAUUGCUGGUGAGCACACGUGGAAACUCAUAAAUAUUGGUAUUGGUAAGGGCUCGCCAGAAAACACAUUGGAGCCAAAGAAAAUACUCACUUCUAGUAUCAUAGAAUGGCUUAGGUUGGAAGGGACCCAUCCAGUUCCAACUCUGGGCUGUGGGCACGUUGCCACCUACCCUCCAACCUGUUCUUGGGCACCUCCAGGGAUGGGGCACCCACAGCUUCUCUGGGCUGCCUGUGCCAGGGCCUCACUGCCCUGUGAGUAAGAAUUUCUUCCUGACAUCUAAUUUAAAUGUCCCUUUUUUGGCUUAAUGCCAUUCCCCCUUCUUCUAACACUAUCGAAGUGUAAGGCCAGUGAAAGAUGUAAUGUCAAAAUCUGGCUCUGAAGCCACCCUCUCUUUCCUUGUACCAGAUAUGUCCUCUUGUUGAUGUGAGUAGUAGUUGUUCUAGUUGCUGUUCACAAAGAAAGGAUUGACAUUUUGAAGGACAGAGCUGUUUUCUGAUGGCACUGAGCAGUGGGGAGCCGCUUGCUUGGCUUCCCACAAGUGACCAGAGCAUCCAAAGGAAAGCAGCCCAAAGGGAACCAGACUUUGAAAUGCAAUCACCCAUUUGAAUUGUAGCUAAAUGUCCCAUAAAGGUUACAGAUCUCCCAUCUGCCUCCUUUUAGGAUUUAUUUUGGCCGGGAAAACAGACAGCAGGGCCUGCUGCCUUGCUCUGACUUACCUCGCUCACAAGCUGAAAGGACCCAAAGCCUCCUGCUGCCAGGCAUGCUAUAUCUGGCUGAGAUGGAUGGCCGGCUGUCAUCACCCAGGGAUGCGAUCACACCCUUUCCCCUCUUGUGAAUGAGCUGUAACUUAAACCAGGAGUAAAAAGUAUGCAGAGUUAAGGGUGCUGAGUUUUUUUCCUCCAAACUGGGAGUCAUGGAUCCAGAUCUUAUCAUGCCCUUCCAAGUAUGGAGGAGGUAACGGGGGAAGGAUAACACAGAUAUAGCUGAAAAUGAGAUGACAGUGACUAAGUUGUAUUGGAAAUUUAGCUGGAAAUCAGCACCCAGAUCAAGCUGUGGGCGUCCCUGUUUGUUGCAGGGGAGUUGGACUAGAUGGCUUUUAAGGGUCUCUUCCAACUCAAACUAUUCUGUGAUUCAAUGAAAUGUCAGUAAUGGGUUAUUCUGGUUUUAGGAGUAUAGCAAGGGUUAAAAGCUCAGCUCUCCUGGCCAUGGAUAAACAAGAGCUGGCUGUGCUGUACUCGGGUUGUUUUCACAUUAAUAUCAAGCUAUUAGCACUUCCUGGAUGUGAUCGUGUCCUUUGAAGCCAUUCUCCUUUUCCAGCAAGUUCAGAAGAUAAUUUUAGCCCUGAUUAGUGCUAUAAUUAAAUAACUGAGUCCCAGGCAGAGGCAGCAGGUGCCACCCAUGCCACUGCUUUUUCCACCACUCCUCACGGGGGAACGUUCCCGAGGAUGUGUGUGUUUGUGAGCACACCGCAGUGUUGUUCUGCAGAGCAUCUCCUGGAGCCCAGCCUGCUUCGCUUCUGCUUGUUUUCUUCCUUGGCUGUUUCCUAAUGUUUGUGACUGUCCCCUCUGUGCUGUGUGGCCUCACCGCCACCGCUGCACCACAACAUAAGGACAUGAAACAUUCACCAAGGGCUACGGUGAUGGGGAAGGGUCUGAGGGCAAGGUGUGUGAGGAGCAGCUGAGGUCCGUGGUGUGCUCAGCCCACAGCAGAGGGG